AUGGAGAAAUUCGAUAUCGUUCUCCUCGGUGCAACCGGAUACACGGGUCGUCUAUGCGCAGCAUACAUGGCUCAGGUACUCCCAGAGACUACAUCUUGGGCCAUAGCAGGACGCAGUAGAGUCAAGCUCGCGCAGCUAUACGAAGAUCUUGAACUCCAACGGAAAACAUGCACAAUAUACACUCUUGACCUCACCUCCGAAACAUCCAUAACUGAACUUGUGAAAAAGACACGAGUGGUCAUAAACACUAUCGGUCCUUAUGCUACGACUUGUGGGUCAUCUGUGAUUAAAGCAUGUGCCAGUAAUGGUAUAGAUUAUGUGGAUUGCAGCGGAGAACCCGCCUGGAUGCAGGGCUGGGCCGCUGUCCCAGCAGAUCUAUCAGUCUAUCUCUCCAUUCUCAAACUCCGUAACCAAUUUUCUCUUCCAACACGUGAAGUCCUCGUAUGUCUUGACGACGUCCGCGGUUCUUUUAGUGGUGGCAGUCUCAGCUCGCUAUGCAGUCUUGAGCCCACUACACUGGCCCCAUUCGACAUAUCACCCGUACCAAGAACGGAUGCAGAAAUUACCAAAAGCGGUGUUUUACCCGCUCCGAAUGUUUUUGGUGUGCAAGUAGUCGAUGGCUUAGGUGCUUUGGUACAGAGCUCUCAUUCACAGAUCGAGACAGCUAUUGUGGGACGCAGCUGGGGCAUAUACGCAGAAGAGGGGCCGGGUUCUCUUGGGCCGGAGAGUUAUGGGACAAACUUCUUUUUCUCAUCUCGUAUGAAGUGUUCCAAUCCGUCAUCUGCAUGGGCAUUUCGAUCGACUUACACCAUUUUGGAAAGCGCUAUCACCAAAAUACCACCUCUGCGUUACCUCGUUACACGAAUGUUUCCGCCAGGAACAGGUCCAUCUGAGGAAGUGCGCAAGGGGCAUUAUUUCAAAUAUCGUGUCGUGGCUGUACCGGACGAGAAAGAAGGCAAGCCUGCACCAAGAGUCGAGGUCAAGUUCGAAUAUGAUGGUGAUCCGUAUGUCUUUACAAGCGUGGCUCUCAUUCAAGCGGCUUUGGUUUUACUUCAAGGAGAUACGACAGCCCACACACGAGGAGGUAUCUUGACACCUGCUUCGUUGGGCGAGAGUUUCGCAGAAAGGCUAAAGCAGCCAGAAGCAGGGGUCAAGAUAGAGGUUAAAGUGGUAGGCGAUGAAGUCUAUUAA
Fusarium poae is the source of this 1191-nucleotide messenger RNA. RefSeq lists its product as uncharacterized. Gene Ontology annotation, cellular component: lipid droplet; mitochondrion; plasma membrane. The transcript has 4 exons. Bases 1 to 1191 code for a protein of 396 amino acids. Lineage: Eukaryota; Fungi; Ascomycota; Sordariomycetes; Hypocreales; Nectriaceae. The record is from RefSeq and is a predicted model, not a curated record. Gene Ontology annotation, biological process: glycolipid biosynthetic process.